AUGUCAUUUUCCACACCCGUGUUCAGACGUGGCAUCUACAAUCCAUACCCGUUUUCAGACUUGGCUUAAAGGCAGAGUUUUGUUAUGAUUACUUACAUUAAAACGCAAACAAAACGUUUUUUUAGCACUUAUUUCGAAUUCGCAUAUUUCCCUUUCUCUCUCAUUCAUUUGGCUCAGAAACGACAAAUACGUUAACAGCUAUUUCGAGAAGGUUGCCGGGAAAAAUGUGCACGCAACAAUCCCGAAAGGAAAGACGGGAUAUGAUCAAUAUACUGUUCCUCACACUGCAGCUGUCGAACCUCACCCGGGGGGGGGACUCCGCAUAUGAAAGUGGUGGGGAUGCUCGUCGUCUCGCUUAAGGGUGUAAAUUUCGGAUUUUGGUCUCGUUUAGGGUGUUUAUUUAGCCGUGAAGGUUUCGUUUAGGGUUGCACGCGAAAAAAUAUAAAAAUAUAUAUUUGAUAUGUGUAUUUUUAAUUAGUUUUAUUUACUCCAUCCAUAUAAUCUAAGUUUUCUCAUUUGUCUGUGUUUUAACAUGGUCUCUUUUGGGGAUCAAAAAAAGCUUGGGCCACGCCCAGAUCGGUCUCCUCUAGGGGUUUAAUUCAAAAUUUCCGACUAGCAUCCCAACCCCUUUCAUAUGGAGAGUCCCCCCCGGGGUUGAAACUACUUUUUUGCUUUCCUUUAGCACUCACAUACAUACAUCCAUGUCCUCUCGUGCCAUCCUUUCAAAUUUCUUUGAAGAACAGUGAACUAAAAACCACCCACAAUACCCUUCGCGAUUGUCGCGUGCACUUUUUCCGACAACCUUUCUCGAAAUACACAGCUGAAUACACAGUUCCCUAGAAAACUAUACUCGAUUCCAGACCAAAAUAAGCAAAAUGUAUACCAGUUUUCAAACUGAAGAGGCGCAGAAACAUGUUUUAUCGGCCUAAACAAGCAAGCAAGCAUUUCAGACGGAUGAGAAAAUUCUCGCGCAAGGCCACCGAUAUUUUUCUGUUAGAUUUCUCGGUUGAAAAAUAACAAGUUACUAGCCAUUCAAUACUAAUUCUGCUAAUUGUGCAACAUUGCCUUGCGUAGCCUAAGAAAUCCUCUUCGGUUGCCAACAAUGCAAAGCGCAACUGGAAGUCAUUAGUUUCGUUUUGCGUUUUAAGCUGCAUAUGGUCGAAGUACCGGACAACAAAUUAGACGUCGUUCGCGUCUGGGCGUCACUGCAGUCGCAUAUUAAAGUUACCAACGCAGCGAAAGCAGAUUCCUAUUUUUGCACUUUGACUUAUCAGCGGCCAUCAGGGGAUAAACAAAUUAAAGACUCAUUUCAGACUUAAUGAGAGCAACUAACCUUCUUUUCUGCAAACUCCGUCUUUUCCUUCUAUUUCUUGCCUAAAUUUGUUUUUUCUUGCUUGAUUGCUGCUUUCACAGGACCAAGAUGGCGGCUUAUGGCGCUGCUGGCGGCGGCUGGCGAAAAAUGGCGGGAAAAUUUCUCCCUAGGGUCCAGAUCGUCGCGGCAAGGAGGAUGCUCGUGUCUUUCAAUAAUAAAGGUCAGUUUCUACAUUUCGCGAAAAUAAUCCAUUUUCGUCUUUGCUUCUUAAGAUUAUCGUAGAAUUUUUCGCUAUAAAAUUUAGGUUUUUCUUCUUCAUUUUGGUAUGUUAAGUUGAUUUCUUCAGCUUUGAUUGAUGUAUUUUAAAAAUUUCAUUUUGCGGUUUUCGUCUUAUAAUUAUAUAAUGGAUCGAGUCAUUUUUCUCGAAAACGAUCCGUGACUGGAAUAAAUUGCUUGAUUUUGUGCGGCCAGCUCCAGGCGUUCACAUAGUAAGGAUCAAAGGCCAGAGAGGAGCAAACACAGCCAAGAUGUCAGGAGGAGGGGGUGAGGGGUGGUGAGCGGUCUCUGUCGUAUCCCUCUUCCUCUUGUUCCCCUUUUGUUUUACCGCUGUCCUUUUCGCGCGCCACUAUCUACCAUGUGAUCGCCUUUUGUGGUGGCACCAAACCAAAUAGCCUGUAAAUUCUUUACGUGCUGAGUCGCAGACGUUCCUCCGCGUGAAACGUCCCAGCGGCGAAGAGCGAGGAGAAACGGAUGUUUUCGCAGGCUACCUAUUGGCCAUUGGUUUUUUCCCCCUCUUCCUAGUAACAAUCCCAGAAGUCAUUGCAAAACUUAACUCGGCCCAGACUCCUCGUUUGUCGAAAGCGUCUCGUAAGAUCGCAUACAAUACAAAACACCACCAUGCGUGUUCAACUGUUUAUUGCUAUAUGGCAAUGGUCCUUAGGAAAUAGUAUGUACUUUUCCCAUGUAUAAUAGGUUAUGAAUGGGGGCUACAACACUUUACAUAGUUUCAGUCAAUUCCAUAACGUUGCAAAUUCAUGACGAAGCUCAGCAAAGGAAAUACGUGUUGAGGGUUACUUAAGUAAUUUUCCUUCCGAUCGGGUGAAAACGUUCGAAAAUAGUAAGAAAGAAAACGAAGUAGGAAUAGGAUGAGUUGCCAUAACUUUCAAAGCCUGCUUCGUCUGGGUUGCCCGCUCACCCUGUUCAGUGUUAAUAAGUCACACACGAGGCAUUUACCUUGUGAGAAAAAGAACUAUCAUUAAAUCGUUUAUAUAUUACACUAAUUAAUCUAUAGGUUUGAGCAAUGUGUUAAAAACUUUCAAAACAUUACGACUGUCCAAUCAAUAUGAGUACAAUAAAACCCAUUUGCGCGUCGGUCGUAGAAUAUGCACUAAUGGAAUUGACUUUAACAAUAGUAUACAAAGAACAAAAGUAAAUAGUCACACUGCAGAUAGAUACCUAAGCCUGUCUAUAUCCACACCAGCCAGUUAAAACAGUCUUCUGAACGUAAUAGAUGCAAACUCCACACGAGAACGUUCCAUGUCAUAUGACUGGUCACGUGACCUACUGCAGUCGCCAUCUUCAAAAAGACCUUAACGAAGCCUCGACAGAUAAAAGGUAUAACCUGUCUUGUGCAAUAAAUUCAGUUUCGUGAUAUGCACCUGCCUGAGGAACUUACCACUUCAGAGGAUACGAAAAUAUCCGUUUAAGAUCGAUAGCUGUAAACGCGUUCAGCUUUAUGUAACGGACGCGUGUGGACACUGGCUAAAAACAACGCAAAAUAGAAACUUUAUAAAUUGUCACAAGCUACUCAAUAUUUAAUAGACGAACUAUGAAUAAUGAUAUAGAUUACACCUUUUUAUCAAGUCCUACAAUUAAACAGCAAAAAACAUUACUACAAAAUAAACCACGGCUUCACUUGGUGGAGCCGUCCACUACAAAAUUGGCUGCUUUGCUACUUCAAUUCUACAUUUUGUUCUACGCAAUAGCAAAUUAUUUUAUGAAAAUAAUACUUGCUUAGAAAGAAUAUUUUUUUUAAUUAUUUAAGCUACCAACUACGUCAAGCAUUUCAUCUGCAAAGAUUUACAAGCUGUUAAAGGCGCAGAAACAAAUGCUCUUUUGACAUACCAAAGUGAAAAUCAUUUUCCUCAAAUGAAACCUGAUUCAAUUACAUGCAGAUCUCCAAGCAAAAGACAAAGUUCACGGCAGUGCUAUUCAAGAAUUGGUUUAAAAUAAAUCUCCACAUUUUUCGUUUGACUAAAAUUUUUCAUAUAGUGCUUGAUUUAAAGACAGUGAAUAAUAGAGUCAGGCUUUACCAUAAGUCAUUACUAAAAUAGGUUAUGAUGAAAAUCGCAAACAUUACAGCAUGCUUCAAAAUAUAUAACACGAGUCAUUAGUUGACCAAAACAUUUUACUGCAGCUUUACAAACACAGGUUGCAGAAGAAAUGACUUGAAAUAACUAGUUCAGCAAAAGCAUCUUUAGGUCUCUAUAUUAUGUUUAACUGCAAUCGCAAUAUGAGCUCAAAAAGUGAAGUGUAUAACGAGGAGUAAAGAUUUUAAGGUACAACAAAUAUUGUUAAAUGACACGCUAUAUCCUUUGUCGAGUAAGGUACCUUUGAAGAGUAUAAUAUUAUUUCUUAUUAGAAGGAUACGUAUUGUGUAAGAUGUAAUGCACCUUGCCGGCGCACUACUAAUUCCUAUUUCUACCUAAAUUAAUUGCGUGUUAUCCACAACAGCAAUAUAACCCUUUAGAUCUCAAUAGAGGUUGUGAAAAAAUUAAAAUUCAAGUAAACUUCUAAAUUACAUUUUGAAUUUUGAAACGGUGUUGAAGAGGUUUCAUUUGAUUGAUCACAUCAUGGGAUUUUGUCCAGGCUAAAAAAUGAAGCCACUUUUAACAGCAACACUACACUACAGUACCACAGAAAAGCACUGCUCAGUAACUUUCAUUUGAAUGGUAACACAAUAGGAUUUCGUCCACAGAUUCAAAAGUUAGGACCACCUUGUACAGCAUAAUAAACAGUACCAUAGGAAAGUACUGCUCAGUAGCUUUCACUUGAAUGGUCACAUCAUAGGAUUUCAUCCAUGGACUCAAGAGUUAGAUCCACCAUGUACCGCAUAAUAAACAGUACAAUAGGAAAGUACUGCUCAGUAGCUUUCACGUGAAUGGUCACAUCAUAGGAUUUCAUCCAUAGACUCAAAAGUUAGAUCCUCAUGGGAUUUGUCAGCAGACUCAAUCUUUAAAUCCACAAUAAUUGAAAAUGGAAGUCAAAUCGUUAACACCAGCGUUGUGCAAAUUAAAAUACCACUAAAAGUCAUCUUUGGUGAUCAACUCCUAAAUUCUCAUGAAGUUACAGUAGGAUUAAGACUGUCAAACACUAUUGGGAAAUAAAGGGUUAAAAUUGUAUUGUGAAAAAUAAAUUAUUACAGUGACACCCUGUAACAUCAACUCAACUCAGCUCCAUCCUACCAUUUUCAUUUCCAGCAUUUAAUAUCUCCAAACCAAACAAGAAGUUAAUGUGAAGGCUUAAAACCAACAAUUUUGGAAAUUCCCAUUACUCUGAUGUUUCUUUACUGAUUUAGGAUAUGACGUGAUCCUAAGAGGAAUGUCAAGUCUUGACUGGUUACGAAUGCCUUGGUGA
Molecule: messenger RNA, 4948 nt
Organism: Porites lobata
Lineage: Eukaryota; Metazoa; Cnidaria; Anthozoa; Scleractinia; Poritidae
Source: the annotation of a GenBank genome assembly